Molecule: messenger RNA, 825 nt
Organism: Daphnia magna
Lineage: Eukaryota; Metazoa; Arthropoda; Branchiopoda; Diplostraca; Daphniidae
Exons: 1
Coding region: 1-825 (274 amino acids)
Source: RefSeq, a predicted model, not a curated record
AUGCCAAUAGAGCGAACGUUGGGGCUCUCACUCGACUACGGCAGCGAUUCGUUUGUGGUGAGCGCAAGCAUAAAACUGGAUGGAACGCCGAAACGAGAAAUACUUCGAGAAACGUCAAGCGUCUACAACACAUUUGGGUUUCUUUCACCGGUGUUGCUACACGCAAAAAUUAUCCUGCAAGCUGUAUGCAGAAAAUCGGUUGGCUGGGACGAUCAACUAGACCAGACGACCAUCGAUGAGUGGCAACAUUGGGCCGUCUCCCUCUCGAAGCUAAGACCGCUCUCCGUCUCACGAUGUUUUAACCCAGAGCUACCAAAAGCGCGAGGUGUGGGACUUCAUCUGUUUGCUGACGCAUCGGAAUCGGCAUGUGGUGCCAUCGCCUAUCUCAAAUUUGACAAUCCCGACGGCGUAAAGGUGUCAUUUGUCAUGGCCAAGGCAAGAGUGGCACCCAUCAAAUACGUUUCGAUUCCCAGACUUGAGCUGUGUGCAGCAUUACUCGCCGCCCGUCUAGCAUCAGUGAUCAAGUUAGAACUCCGACUAAAAAUCGACCAAGCCACAUUCUCGUCGGACUCCAUAACGGUUUUGAGAUGGAUCAACUCUCCAGACUAUCGAUUUCAUGUUUACGUUGGAAACCGAAUAGGCGAAAUAUUGAAGUUGUCCGAAAGUAGUCAAUGGCGUUAUGUCCCUAAAACUCAAAACCCAGCAGACGACGUCAGCCGUGGCGUCGCAUCCACAGAAUUUUCCAUCGAACAACGUUUCAUUACCGGACCAUCUUUCCUCUAUCAAUCACCGCAAAACUGGCCGGCCUUCCCCGAUGUAAAAUAG